Messenger RNA from Panicum virgatum (switchgrass), 2471 nucleotides. Its product is annotated as F-box/LRR-repeat protein 14-like. The record is from RefSeq and is a predicted model, not a curated record. Gene Ontology annotation, biological process: SCF-dependent proteasomal ubiquitin-dependent protein catabolic process. Gene Ontology annotation, molecular function: protein binding. The transcript has 16 exons. The coding region runs from base 344 to 2134 and encodes 596 amino acids. NCBI's taxonomy places the organism in Eukaryota, Viridiplantae, Streptophyta, Magnoliopsida, Poales, Poaceae. Gene Ontology annotation, cellular component: SCF ubiquitin ligase complex.
UCUUCUCCGCCUCUCCCUCCUCGCCUUCGUGUCCCUCUCCUCGCUCUCCCUUUCCCUUUCGCGGGUUCAUUUAGGCUCUAGAUGCGACGAUGAUUCGAGGCGCGAAGCUUAUUUUGACCUUAAUCCGAGGCUAAACCCUGGCGCGGUGGCUCAGCGGCGUCUCGGAUGGGGACGAAGAAAGUGAAGUCUGUCAUUGGUCGUAAUCACGCGGGGAAUAGAUGAUAAGGUCGUAAAAAAUCACACAAUCAUCAGCCAGAAGCCACACUGUUGUGCCUUCUUUUGAGCCCAUCGAGGGCCAGGAGUGACUGGUUUCCGUUCAGUGCGCGCCGCACGAGCCGUGGACAUGGGCAGCGCCUGCUCGAGGAAGAGGGGCCAGCUGGUCCACGAGGACGAUCUCUACGGCGCCAGGUUCUCCAAGAGCGGCAGCUUCAAGUGGCUCCUGCACACGCUGCCCCGCAGCAACUCUGCUGAUGUGCAUAGAAGAGCGCAGGAGGGAACGCCGGGCCGGUGCCCGUCGCUUGUGGAGCUGUGCGUGGCCAAAGUCCGCGAGGACAUGAGUAGCUACUCUGAUUUCUCCCUGCUGCCCAGGGAUCUUAGUCAGCAGAUAUUCAAUGAGCUGGUGGAGUGCGGAGGCCUCACGGAAGCAUCGCUUGGGGCUUUCCGUGAUUGUGAUCUGCAGGAUAUUUGUCUGGGAGAGUACCCGGGAGUGACUGAUGCUUGGAUGGAAGUAGUGGCUUCUCAAGGGCAGUCCUUGCUAUCUGUUGACAUCUCUUGCUCAGAUGUGACUGAUAGUGGAUUGAAUCUUCUUAAAGAUUGCUCGAGCAUGCAAAGUUUGGCAUGUGAUUACUGUGAUCAGAUCUCAGAACAUGGACUUAAAACAUUAUUAGGUCAGUGUUAUGCUGAUAACACAACAGCUGAGUUUGCUGCCAGCUGCUUUUCAAAUUUGACAUCACUGAGCAUUAAGAAAUGUGCUGCUGUUACUGCUGAAGGAGCAAAAGCCUUUGCAAACCUAGUUAAUUUGGUAAACUUAGACCUUGAGCGAUGCCCAAAGAUUCACGGUGGGCUUGUGCAUUUGAAAGGCUUGAGAAAACUGGAAAAACUGAACCUGAGAUACUGUAAUUGCAUCACCGAUUCAGAUAUGAAAUAUUUAUCAGAUCUCACAAAUUUGAGAGAACUACAACUAUCAUCCUGCAGAAUCUCUGAUUUUGGUGUAUCUUAUCUGAGAGGUCUACACAAGCUAGCUCAUCUAAACCUGGAGGGCUGUGCAGUCACUGCAGCUUGUUUGGAGGUUAUAUCAGGAUUGGCUUCACUUAUUUUGCUGAAUUUAAGUAGGUGUGGCAUAUGCGACGAAGGCUGUGAGAACUUGGAAGAUCUUGUCAAAUUGAAGGCUCUAAAUUUAGGGUUCAACCACAUUACAGAUGCCUGUUUAAUUCACUUAAAAGAUUUGAUCAACUUGGAGUGCUUGAAUUUGGACUCAUGCAAGAUUGGUGAUGAGGGUCUAUUUCACCUGAAAGGCCUCGUGCAGCUAAAAAACCUGGAGCUUUCAGACACUGAAGUUGGGAGCAAUGGACUUCGUCAUCUCUCUGGUCUACGUAAUUUGCAGAGCAUCAAUCUCUCUUUUACAUUGAUUACUGACAUUGGUUUGAAGAAGAUUUCUGGUUUGAGUUCACUGAAUAAUCUUAAUCUUGACAAUCGCCAAAUCACAGAUACUGGUUUAGCAGCUCUUACAAGUCUCACUGGGCUGACACACCUUGACCUAUUUGGAGCUCGUAUAACUGACGCAGGCACAAACUGCUUCAGAUUUUUCAAGAAUCUUCAGUCCCUGGAGGUCUGUGGUGGGUCGAUCACGGAUGCGGGCGUGAAGAACAUCAAGGACCUCAAAGCUCUGACGCUGCUCAACCUAUCUCAGAAUGGCAACCUCACGGACAAAACCCUGGAGCUGAUCUCUGGCCUGACUGCGCUGGUGUCGCUGAACGUGUCCAACUCCCGGGUGUCCAACUCGGGCCUCCACCACCUGACGCCGCUGCAGAACCUGCGCUCCCUGUCCCUGGAGUCCUGCCGGGUGACGCCGGCCGAGAUCAAGAAGCUCCGGCUGGCCGCCCUCCCCAACCUGAUCAGCGUGCGGCCGGAGUGAUACGGCCAGGCAGGCACUGUCGCAGCAGCGAUCUGUAACUGUAAGCAAAUGGUGGCCUGGCUGGAGCAUGCCGCCGUGUACAUAUUUUUGCAAGAACAAGCUUGAGCAGUCUGUACAUAUUGGUCUUUGUGUCGUGUCGGCGUGCCUGACGGUCGCCGGACUAGACUACUCCGCCCUAUCCCCAUAUACCCCAGGAAUUUGUGAUGGGAAGGAACAAUUGUAAAUAUGCCGUGCUUCCUCUCCAUGUGGGGUGCCGCUGUGUAAAUAGUGGAUUGGUGCACUUCUAGAUGCUACUUUUGCUUGGUCGUAAAAUCAUGGUACCAUAGGCUUUGCUCCA